Molecule: messenger RNA, 1356 nt
Organism: Ornithorhynchus anatinus (platypus)
Lineage: Eukaryota; Metazoa; Chordata; Mammalia; Monotremata; Ornithorhynchidae
Gene: ITGB1BP1
Product: integrin subunit beta 1 binding protein 1
Exons: 7
Coding region: 217-819 (200 amino acids)
Biological process (GO): negative regulation of focal adhesion assembly; negative regulation of substrate adhesion-dependent cell spreading
Cellular component (GO): cytoskeleton; cell periphery; ruffle
Molecular function (GO): integrin binding
Source: RefSeq, a predicted model, not a curated record
GGGGCCGGGCGGGGCGUGCUGCGCCUGCGCCGUGGCUCCGGCCUCCGGGAGGGAAGAAAGGAAGGAAGAAGAAAAGAAGAAAAGAAGAAAAGAAGAAAAGAGCGGGGCGGACAACGGACAACAGACAGACGGACGGACGGACGGACGGACUUCCCUGCUGCGGCUUGGGCCGGAGUUGUUCCAUUGGCGGUUGCGUGGCUCCAGUCAUGGUGAGAAAUGUUUCGAAAAGGCAAAAAGCGACACAGCAGUAGCAGUUCCCAAAGCAGUGAAAUCAGCACGAAGAGCAAGUCUGUGGAUUCCAGCCUCGGGGGACUUUCCAGAUCUAGUACCGUGGCAAGCCUAGAUACAGACUCCACCAAAAGCUCAGGGCACAGCAACAGUAAUUCAGAUGCAUGUGCAGAAUUUCGAGUAAAAUAUGUUGGAGCCAUUGAGAAGCUGAAGCUCAGUGAUGGGAAAAAUCUGGAAGGACCACUAGAUCUCAUCAAUUACAUUGAUGUGGCACAGCAAGAUGGAAAGUUGCCUUUUGUUCCUCCAGAAGAGGAGUUUAUUAUGGGAGUGUCCAAGUAUGGUAUUAAAGUAUCAUCAUCAGAUCAGUAUGAUGUUUUGCACAGACAUGCUCUCUAUUUAAUCGUCCGCCUGGUGUGUUAUGAUGAUGGACUUGGAGCAGGGAAAAGUUUACUGGCUCUGAAAACUACAGAUGCCAGCUACGAAGAAUACAGUCUGUGGGUGUAUCAGUGUACCAGUCUGGAACAAGCACAAGCGAUAUGCAAAAUUUUGUCUACUGCCUUUGACUCCGUUUUAACGUCCGAGAAGACUUGAGAAGACUUCUCCAGGAGUGGAAGAGAAAGCUUCGCUUUGAGAGGGCAGCGAGUCAAACCUUGCUGCCCUGAAGAAGAGCAAUUACCCGUGCAGACUUUUAUUUAAGCUCUCUAAAGAGAAAUGCUCCCUCAUUCUAGCUUUUGUAACAGCAGUAUUUCAAUGUUUCAUUUCUUUUGCUAACUUGACUUUACAAAUUGCAAAACUUGCUUCCGAUCCUGCAUGAAGGAUUACAGGAACCCAGUUCAGAUUUGCGAAUAUCAUUUUAGUUGUUUUUGAUUAAAAAAAACUCCUAGAUGGUAACUUUUAUACAGAAAUAAGUUUAUUAGCAAAGUGUUUUGUAUAAAAAUAACUUAAAUGUAUAAUAAACAUUUCUAUUGUCAAUGUAACUUUGUUCUCUAUGCAGUCACAAUUAGGUCAGAUUUGGGUUCAAAGUAGUAGGCUACAACAAUAGGCUUCUCUACAUAAGGCUGGGUGGAGCUAGGAUAAUUUACUGAGUGCUUGCAAAAAAAUAAAGACGGUGACUCAUUUUUCAUUUAA